AUGCAUCAAGAUCCAGGUAAGGUAACUGAGAAGGAAGACAAACACGAGGAAGAUAAAAGAAAAGAGGUCGUAGAGAAAGAAGAACCUUAUGUGCCUCCACCAUCGUAUAAACCCCAUAUCCCUUAUCCUCAAAGACUUGUUAAAUCUAAAAGUGUAGGGAAAUUUAAAAAAUUCGUAGAGCUUCUAAAGCAAUUGAAUAUCACAAUACCAUUUACAGAAGCCAUAACUCAAAUGCCCUCAUAUGCUAAGUUUCUCAAAGAAAUCUUAUCCAACAAGAAGAAGAUAGAAGAUAACGAAACCGCUACACUUACUGCUAAGUGUAGCGCCAUAAUACAAAACAAUAUGCCUCCUAAGCUGAAAGACCCGGGUAGUUUCUCCAUACCCUGUGUAAUUGGAAAGUUUGUUAUCGACAAAGCUUUAUGCGACUUAGGAGCCAAUAUUAGUUUAAUGCCUUUGUCCAUAUGCAAAAGGCUAAAAUGGGAGAACUAA
Molecule: messenger RNA, 489 nt
Organism: Lathyrus oleraceus (garden pea)
Lineage: Eukaryota; Viridiplantae; Streptophyta; Magnoliopsida; Fabales; Fabaceae
Exons: 1
Coding region: 1-489 (162 amino acids)
Source: RefSeq, a predicted model, not a curated record